ACUUCCGCUCCGGGAAGGCGAGGUCCGGGCCGAGAUUGCGCGCGGUGAGGUGCGUUAACACUGCAUCCCGGCGGUCCCUCUUACCCUCCUCGGCCUCGGCGUGGGGCUCAGGAAUGCUCUGGAAGCUACAAGAAGCACUUAGGUUAGGGCUGUUUUAAGAAUUGUUCAUGAACAAUGGCAGGUGGCUGAUGGGACCCAGGGGAAGCUAGAAUCCAGCCCUGUCUCACUAAGGUUUGUGGCCACUGCUUAGAGGGACACCUCUUCCUGUUCCCACGAAGUGUCACAUAAACUAGCAGCACCCCUAGCAUCUCUCUCAUGAUGGCUUUCCCUUCCCCAGUUUGCCUUCCCAGAACUCUGCUUUUCCUCAAAAGGAAGAGGAGAAAAAAUGACCAAGUUCCAGUGCAGGUCGGUGGUGAGAUUGAGGUUGCCUGUGAUUGGUGUUGUAGGAGGCAGUGACGUUCAAGGACGUGGCUGUGGUCUUCACCGAGGAGGAGCUGGGGCUGCUGGACUCUGCCCAGAGGAAGCUGUACCGAGACGUGACGCUGGAGAACUUCAGGAACCUGGUCUCAGUGGGGCAUCAGUCCUCCAAACCAGAUGUGAUAUCCCAGUUGGAAAGAGAAGAGAAGCUCAGGACGACGGAGGCCAGCCAGGCUGAAGCGGGCGGGAAUGAAAAUGAGAUGGAGACUGUUCACGAAGCAGGAGUAAGGUGCCUUUCAUUGGGAGAGCUUUCGUGCUGGCAAAUCAAGAGACACGUUGUGAGUAAAUUAAGCAAAAGUCAAGACUCCGUGAUACAUAAUCAACAGCGUGGCGCCCCCUGCCCGCUGGGAGCAGGAGCAGCUGCUCAGGCUCACGCGGAAGGCAGCCGUGUGAUGAAUCUGACCCGGGAUCGUUCCAAUAGUGAUGAAAACCAAAUAUUUCCAACUGCGGGAGCCCGAAAUUCUUGGAGUAAAAUAUGUCUAAAUGAGACACAGAAUUAUCAGAGGUGUGAGCAGACACCAGUGAAAAACAAGUUAUGUAUAUUUGCUCCAUGUGUUGACAUUUUCAGUUGUAUUUCACGCCACCACGAUGAUGCUACAGUACACGAGAGAGAGAGAGCUCACAGCAACUGCAGCGAAGACGUCUCGGAGGUGUCCCCUCUUGCCCAGCUCAGUAUAAUCCCCACAGGACAGCAGACCUACCAGUGUGAUGAAUUCGAAAAGGCAUUCACCGAUGGCCACGGCCUUCAAGUUCAUCAGCAGGUACACCUGGGAAAGAGGUCCCUAACAUACAGUACACAUGAGAAGGAGCCCGGUUAUAGCUCAACCAUCUCCAUUCAACAAGGUACUCGUGCGGGGAAAAAACGCUAUUGGUGUCAUGAGUGUGGCAAGGGUUUCAGUCAGAGCUCGAACCUGCAGACUCAUCAGAGGGUCCACACGGGGGAGAAACCCUACUCAUGCCUCGAGUGUGGUAAGAGCUUUAACCAGACCUCGCACCUUUAUGCUCACUUGCCCAUUCACACAGGAGAGAAGCCCUAUAGAUGUGAAAGCUGUGGGAAGGGCUUCAGUCGUAGCACAGAUCUGAAUAUUCACUGCAGAGUUCACACUGGAGAGAAACCUUAUAAAUGUGAGAUAUGUGGGAAGGGCUUCACUCAGCGAUCCCACCUUCAGGCCCAUGAAAGAAUUCACACUGGAGAGAAACCAUAUAAAUGUACGGAUUGUGGUAAGCGCUUUAGUUGUAGCUCAAAUCUUCAUACCCAUCAGAGGGUCCACACUGAAGAGAAACCGUACAAAUGUGAUGAGUGUGGCAAAUGCUUUAGUUUGAGCUUUAAUCUUCAUAGUCAUCAACGAGUCCACACGGGAGAGAAACCGUAUAAAUGUGAAGAGUGUGGCAAGGGUUUUAGCUCAGCUUCAAGUUUCCAGAGCCAUCAGAGGGUUCACACGGGAGAGAAGCCGUUUCGAUGCAAUGUGUGUGGUAAAGGCUUCAGUCAGAGUUCAUAUUUUCAAGCCCAUCAGAGAGUCCACACUGGAGAAAAACCAUACAAAUGUGAGGUGUGUGGGAAGCGCUUCAACUGGAGCCUGAAUCUUCACAACCAUCAGAGAGUCCACACGGGAGAGAAACCCUAUAAAUGCGAGGAGUGUGGUAAGGGUUUCAGUCAGGCCUCAAACCUUCAGGCCCAUCAGAGUGUUCACACUGGGGAAAAACCAUUCAAAUGUGAUGCGUGUCAGAAGCGAUUUAGUCAAGCUUCGCACCUUCAAGCCCAUCAGAGAGUCCACACUGGAGAGAAACCAUAUAAAUGCGAUACCUGUGGUAAGGCCUUCAGCCAGAGGUCAAAUCUUCAAGUCCACCAGAUAAUUCAUACUGGCGAGAAACCAUUUAAAUGUGAGGAGUGUGGGAAAGAAUUCAGUUGGAGUGCGGGGCUCAGUGCUCAUCAGAGGGUCCACACCGGAGAGAAACCCUAUACAUGUCAGCAGUGUGGAAAGGGCUUCAGUCAGGCCUCACAUUUUCACACACAUCAGAGGGUCCACACGGGAGAGCGGCCUUACAUUUGUGAUGUGUGCUGUAAGGGCUUCAGCCAGAGGUCACAUCUGGUAUACCACCAGAGAAUCCACUCCGGAGGGGAUCUAUAGAAAUGUGAGGUGUGACGUAGCCUGCAGAUGGAGUUCACGUCUGCCACCAUUGGUAAGUUCCUUCAGAACCCAGAAGCUUCAAGAGAUUGUCACAGGAAAGAAGCUCUAUCAAAUACUGUUUUAUGGACUCAAUCGGGAGGUGAAUUUCUUUAUAAAUAUCAGAUUUUACAUGAAAGAAAACUGGUUUUCUAAAUACGGUCAGUGGUUAUACCAGAGUUUUGAAUGUCCCAAUUCUCAAGAUGAACACGACAGAAGAAUCUUAAAUUUCACUGGAGUCUACCCAGAAGAAAGGGCUAAUAAAUGAAGAUUAUGGACAGGACUUUAACAAAAGUGUAAUGAUUGGUAAAAUCGAGAUCAGCUACUAUGUAACCUCCACACAGGCAGUGGAGUUUUCGCCACUCUCUACCUUGAAAACUGCUUGACUUGUAAUAGGUGCCUAGCGAUUACUAAAUAAAGUGAGAAAACUCCUCUUAUUAGGACAAAUAUUUUAAAAUUCUAGUCAGUUCCCUACUUUACAUUCAUAACGACAUACUCAAAAGGAAUCCUGCAAGUAGUCUUAAUAAGAUUAGUUUCAGGAAAUACCGAAGUACAGAAAAUUACGUAAUUCUGUCAUCCACAAUAAUACAAAUUUGGGCAAGACUCAUGAACGGCUCCCACCUCCCAUCCGGUUUUUUGUACAGUAUCACCCGUGUUUACAGUGUAAUAUUUAGUCGAUCAUUAGUUUGCAUUUUAGACUGAAAAGUACUGGUUUUUUUUUAAUCUAAUAACAUACUGAAUUUAUAUGAUUGGAAAAUUUGAACCCUAAUCAUUUCAAACUGUUUGAAAGUGUUGAAAGUUAUUAAUGAUAAAGUUUUAGUAAACUUGAGUUGUUAAUAAUUGGUUUCUUCUCAUUAUGUCCAUGCAGGCUCAGGUAAAAUUGCCUCCUCUGUGCAUAGUCCUUCCUCCAUCCAGACAUCUUGAGGUGGGACUUAGACAGAUUUCAAGGACGUUAAUUUUGUCACCUGUUUAAUUCUGAUUGAAAUUUCAUUAAAUGUAACAAUUCAGAUGGCCUGUAAUUUACACAGCAUUCUAUGUUCAAGGUCUCUUGGUAGAAGGGAACAGCAUUAGCUGGUCAAUACAUAUCAAAAUACCCUGCCUUUGACCUGGCAAUCUUAGCAGUGGAGGUUUUGCCUAGGAGACUACAGAAAAGGCGAGAAACAAGAUGUUUAUACCGAACAUCUUGAGAUAAACACAGAGAUGUUUAUACCGAACUAAUAGAAAAUAAGUAUCAGCAAAAUAUUUCAAAAUAUUUCAAAAAAUAUACAGCCAUGAAAAAUGAUAGACAAGAGUGAUGUCAACAGCAUGGCGGCUUGAGGGAGCUUCCAGGUCAUCCUUGAAGUUACAAGUUGGACAGCUGGACAGCUGCCCAACACGCAAACCCGCCUCAGAGAUCCCCGCGGUGUGUGUCUGAAGGCGGACACAUCUGAGGAGCAGUGGCGCCGGGAUGGGGUGCACAGGGCCAGCGGCCGGGUGCAGCCCAUUCCCCACGGGCAGGCCAGCAGGGCAGGGGAACCGGUAAGGCCUGGGUGGCCGCACGCACGGGCCCAGGGUCAGGAAAGCCGUGCCGAGGGGUCCAUUCUGCGGACUGGACAGGGUGAAGACAACACCAGCCUCAGAGCCCUGUGCUCGCUGGGCCCAAGCCCACCAGCAAGAGCGGAGCCGUCCCCUCCGCCACCUGUGGCUGCAGGGCCUCAAAGGGGCGGCCAGUCGGCUUGGACAGACCGGCUCCUGCCCCUGGCUUCUGGCUGCAGGAAGGUGGCACUGGGGACACACAGGGGCCCCACAGCCCGCCACUUCCAAUCGAACAGAGUGGCUCCCCGAGGCUGAGGCGACUGAGUCAUAACAGGGACACCCACCUCCUCGGGGAAUCCGGGGCAUUUUCCACUGCCCCACAGCGACCUCGGAAGUCCAGCAGGGCGGGUAAGAGGAAAGAACUUGCGCUUCAGCGCCACCUACUGGAAAAGACCACUACGUGCUGAUAUAAGAAGGUGUACAGCAGAAAGCAUGAGAAGGGGAACCAGAGCUUACUCAAACAAAUAAUGAUAACUUCCCAAACCCAUGACUGGAUCCCUUUCCAAGAAACUAAUUAUGUCAAUCCAAAAAGAGCUUCUCCAAGGCACAAUAUAUUAAAACUCAAAAAAUAACAAGAAAGAAUUCUCAAGGCAGCCAGGGAAAAGACGAUGGUAACCUAUAAAGGUAACCCCAUGAGAUUAUCAGCGGACUUUUUUUCAGCAGAAAACUCAGCGAGCUAGGAGAGAGUAGAACCAAAUACUUCAAAUUAUUGCGAGAGAGAUCAUCGAAGAAUAAUAUAUCCAGGAAAUGUGUCUUUUAGAUGUGAAGCAGAAAUAAAGGCUUUUCCAGACAUACAGAGAAGCUCAGGGAAUUGACCAUCGCAAGAGCUGUAUUACAAAAAAUGCUGAAUGGUGCUCCUCUACCUGAAACAAACAGGCAAACAAAAGGAUACAAAACUAUGAGUAAGAUGACCAACACAGAAGCAGGAAAGCGCAACCUUUGUUAAGAAUGGGAUAUUAAACAUUUAAAUACAGUGUAAAGGUUAAAAGAGGUAAAAAUCUUUUUUUAAAGGACAGUAGCUACUGCAACUUAGAAAUGUGCACAAGCAUAAAAGGAUAAUUUGUGACAACAAAAGGGGCAGGAAAACGACUGAACUUGCACAAGUGAAUGGAGAUAAAAUGCAAUCAGAAGAAAAGAGACUACUGUAUGUAUGAAACUUUCUUUUGCAUAAACCGAAUGUUAACCGCACACACACAACAAUCUGGAACUGAGACAUAACAUAAAACGAAGAGAAAACAAGAAAAAUCAUAGAAUACCACCAAACUGAAACAACACAGAACCACAAGGGAAAAGAAACAAUGGAGACACAGAGCUACCAAGACAAAGGAUAAAAUGGGUAUAAGAAAUCUUCAUAUAUCAAUAAUCACCCUAAAUGUAAGUGGACUGAACUCACCAAUUAAAAGGCACAAAGUAGCGGGAUGGAUCAAAAAACAAAAUCCAACUAUAUGCUGUCUUCAGGAUUAACAUCUCAGCUGCAAAGACAGAUAGACUCAAAGCGAUGAGGUGGAAAAUGAUACUCCAAACAAAUGGCAUUCAGACAAAAGUGGCUGCAGCCAUACUUCUAUGAGACAAUAGAUGUCAACAUAAAAAAUAAUAAAGAUGAACAUUUUAUAAUGAUAAAGGGGACAGUAUGUCAAGAGGAUGUAACUAUAUGCAGCCAACCUGGGAGUACCACAGUAUAUAAAGUGACAGAACUAAAGGGCUAAACUGGAAAAAAAAAAAACCCACAAAUUGUGCUGGGAAAAUUGGAAAGCUACAUGCAAAAGAAUUAAACUAGACUGUGAUUUAACAACAUACACAAACAUUAACUAUAAAUGGACUAUAGACUUAAAUGUAAGACAUGAAAAACUAAAAUACAUAGACGAAAACAGAUGUACUAAACUUAUAAAACUUGGUCUCAGAAGAUUUUAUGAAUUCGACCCCAAAGGCAAAGUAAGUAAAAGCAAAAAUAAUAUGACUGCAUCAAACUAAAAGGCUUCUGCAUAGCAAAAGCAACCAUCAACAAAUCAAAAAGGCAGCCAACCAAAUGGGAAAGUGUAUUUGCAUGUGAUAUCUCCAAUAAGAGGCUAAUAUCCAAAAUUAAGAACUCAUACAUCUCGACAACAAAAAGGCCAGUCCAAUUAAAAAAUAGGCAGAAGACCUAAACAGACACUUUUCCCAAAAAGACAUACAGAUGGCCAAAAUAUAUGAAAAGAUACUGAACUUCACUAGCUCUAAGAGAAAUGCAGAUCUAAACAGAUGUGAGAUACCUCACACCUGUCAGAAUGGUUAUUAUCAAGACAAGAGAAAAAGGAACCCUCAUGCACUGCUGGUGGGGAUGUAAAUUGGUACAGCCAUUAUGGAAAACAGUAUGAAGGUUCCUCAAAAAAUUAAGUAUAGAGCUACCAUAUGACCCAGCAAUCUCUCUUCUGGGUACCUACCUCCAAAUUUUGACAACAUUUAUUCAUGAAGAUACAUGUGCCUCUGUGUUCAUUGCAGCAUUAUUCUCAGUACUGAAAACAUGGAAAUGACCUAAGUGUCCUUUGAUAGAUGACUGGAUAAAGACAACGUGGUGCAUAUAUACAGUGGAAUCCUACUCAGCCACAGGGAGGAUGAAAUGUUGCCAUGGAUGGCAACACAGAUGGAUCUUGAGUAUCGUGCUAAGCGAAAUAAGUCAGAUGGAAAAGAACAAGAACCACAUGAUUUCACUCAUGUGGAAAACAAAGCAACAACAAGAAAACUCGCUGACACAACAGAGUAUGGUGGUUAUCGGAGGGGGAUGAGGGAGGAUAGACAGAAUAAAGGGGGUCAAAUAAAUAUAUGGUGAUGGAAGGAGGCUAAACUUUGGGCGGUGAGCACACAAUGCAGUAUACUGAUGAUAGAGAAUUGGACACUUGAAGUUUAUGAUAUUAACCAAUGUCACCCCGAUAAAUUUUUUAGAAAUGAUAUAGAGCUGUCAUGACAUGUCAUUCAUGAGAAAACUAGGUCAGCGCCUUCCUGUUAUGAUCUUAUAUGUGGAAGGAUGUUGAUUAAUGUGCUACCUGGUUUCCUCAGAGUUGCAGUGAUUUUUCUGUAACUUUUUAAGAAAUUAUUUACAGUGGUCAUUAUCAGUUUGAGCAAAACAAUAAAAUUACUGGAUAAAUGAAAA
Molecule: messenger RNA, 7344 nt
Organism: Pteropus alecto (black flying fox)
Lineage: Eukaryota; Metazoa; Chordata; Mammalia; Chiroptera; Pteropodidae
Gene: ZNF235
Product: zinc finger protein 235
Exons: 5
Coding region: 678-2606 (642 amino acids)
Biological process (GO): regulation of DNA-templated transcription
Cellular component (GO): nucleus
Source: RefSeq, a predicted model, not a curated record